Molecule: messenger RNA, 2539 nt
Organism: Sphaeramia orbicularis (orbiculate cardinalfish)
Lineage: Eukaryota; Metazoa; Chordata; Actinopteri; Kurtiformes; Apogonidae
Product: zinc finger protein 646-like
Exons: 7
Coding region: 108-1400 (430 amino acids)
Biological process (GO): regulation of DNA-templated transcription
Molecular function (GO): DNA-binding transcription factor activity, RNA polymerase II-specific; RNA polymerase II cis-regulatory region sequence-specific DNA binding
Source: RefSeq, a predicted model, not a curated record
AAACGCUCAUUUUACAGAAGAAAUAUUUUUCUUUUCGGAAGAAGAUCCCGACAAAGCGGCCCUAUUUCUUUUCAGGCAGAAAAAGUCGAAGAAUCCGAAAAGCAACGAUGUACGCCAGGACAAAUACCGGCAGCACACAUGGAGACUUUCAAGAUAGAAACGGAGUAAACUAUGUGACAUCGACAGAGUCUUUCAGCCACUGCUCUCAAUUGUUCUGGAAAAAGGACCCCAACGACUCCGGACCAAGUACAACCAUCAGUUGGUGUGAUCAGCUCCCAUCAUCCUCAGCGACACUCUCCAGCCCCAGUCUCUCCUCAGCAUCACUCUCCAGUUCCAGUCUGUCCUUGGAGUCUCGAGCACCACCGCCUCCGCCGUCACAGGCACCAGCAACACCAGCCUCAGAUGACAUGGAAUCAGAUGAGAGGCCGUACGUCUGUGACAUGUGCAGCUGCGCCUACAAACACGCCAGCUCCCUGCUCAACCACAAACUCACCCACAAAACCGGAGACUUCAGGUGCGACUUUUGCAGCAAGCCGUACACCAACUACAUGUCAUUGCGCAACCACAUGCGGAUCCACGGUCAGAAGCGCUACAUGUGCGACCUGUGUGGGAAAGCCUUCCGCUUGGCCCGGUACCUCCGCAACCACCAGAGGAUCCAUGACGACGGGCCCAACCGCUUCGACUGUCCCUCCUGUUGCAAGAGCUACAGGACGAUGCUGGAGCUGGCUCAGCACCGCUGCACCGCUGCUGCAUCCAACCAGAACCGGUUCAACUGCCCGUCCUGCUUUAAGAGCUACCGAACCAUGCUGGACCUGGCCCAGCACCGCUGCAGCGCCGCGGCCAAAAACCAGUCCGGAGGUCGCCGUUCCAAUUUCUCCACCACCCCUCGCCGUCAGCAGCAACAGCAGCAGAACAACGCUACCUCCAUGAUGCAAGCGCAGCAUGGAGGACACGGCCAGCAGGAGCCUCUACCGUCCCACUGCGUGUCCCCCAUGUCCCAGGGGGGGCAGGGAGGAGGCGUGUCCAGCCAGUCGGUGUCUGACCCCCACCAGGGCCGUCCCAGCUCAGUGUCAUCUCAGAGCAGCCAGCAGAGCAUGAGGAGCUCGUCCUCCAACAAACAUGUGUCGUCGUCUGCCACCGCCCCCUCCUCCUCCUACUCUCUGCUCCAGCCCCUGGUGCCUGAGGUAAAGGAGAUGAGCUCGGGAUACACUAGGCUGAGCGCCAACCCCAUGCCGAAGCACCAGGACACUUUCUCUCUGGCCCCGCAGCGGCCCCUCACCACCAUCAACCCCAUCGGCCACUCCCUCCACCCGAACGGAGCCCCCACGCUCAAGCCUUCCCCCGUCCCACGCACCAUCCAGGCCAUGCCCUGGGAGCAGCGGUCCCUCUACAAUCAAUGAGACCUCCCCCCCAGGAACCACCCCCCCCCACCCCACCCCACCCCACCCUACAUGUCACGUCACGCCACACCAUCACCACCUCCCCAUCCAUCUCUCCUCUCCCUCCCCCCCGUGGAUGGACUGGAGGAACCGGACCUCUGGAUGCCGGACGCCCCUCCUGCCCCCCCACCCCCACCCCCCCCACCCCCUCUGGAACGUGUUUGGGAAACUGGGAAGGGCACCAUUGAGAACUAGUUGAGAUUGAUAACUGAGUAGUUAGGUUUCAAAUGUGUUGCCUUGACCCUUGUGUCUGAUCGAUGCCAUGAACUGGAUAGAAGUUAAGACGUCUGUUACCUAAUCUGUCCUUUCACUAAGAGUUUAUCUCCUCAGCCUCCUGCCCCCACCCCCCGGCUCUAGUUAUGAAAAUAUCUAUCUUCCCCUUUAUGAAUAGUGUCUCCCCCAUCCCCAUCCCCUUUUUCAUACAUUUCAUGAAAAGAGAGGCUAUUUUUAUCAAACACCACCAUGUCACAACCUGAACAAUGAGGGAGUCCACGGUGCCGCGCUGUCAAAGUCCAAAAGUCCUGAUAUGUUUGUGAACAUAAGCCUGUUAAUGUCACUUGAAGCUUCUGGAAAGUAAAGGAGGGGAACUUCUGUCUUUCUUUGUACGUUUUUGUUUUUAACAUGCCCUUUCAACGUGCUCCAGAAUGGACAUUGUGUAUAUUGUGCGAUAGGAGGGUCAGGACUAUUUCAGAAUGCCUUUUUUUCCCGUUCUCUCCAAUGUUAAAGCCCACCCCCACCCUCAUCUCCAACAGCUAAAGGACCACGACGGAGACGAGCUGACUGUUCCUCUGCAACACAUUUCAGCAUUUGACUAGCUUGUCUUGCGUUUCCCUGAGGACUUGAAGCCCUGCUGUCAAAUAAAUGGACCUCUCUACUCUAGUUUUCCAGCCUGAAGCGGCAGCAGCAACAAGGACAGAAAUGUUCAACCAACACAACACAAAAACUCACUUUUUUUGUAAACCUGCAUCUGAGCAAUGGCUCGUUGGUGUCGUAGUUGGAACAAUUGCUGGGACUCUAAAAGGUUAAACAGUCCAGGUCUUCAUCCUUUUGUUCCACACUGACUGUUACGUGUUCUGUUCACUUUAAAAGCACUUUAAAAC